This is a messenger RNA of Archocentrus centrarchus (flier cichlid), 3788 nucleotides long. Its product is annotated as probable RNA-binding protein 46. The record is from RefSeq and is a predicted model, not a curated record. Bases 130 to 1851 code for a protein of 573 amino acids. The transcript is spliced from 11 exons. Gene Ontology annotation, molecular function: RNA binding. NCBI's taxonomy places the organism in Eukaryota, Metazoa, Chordata, Actinopteri, Cichliformes, Cichlidae.
GGGAUGCCAGCUUCACGUCACUCACAAGUGUCAGUUAGCUUUUCUGGUUGAACUUAGACAAAGAGCGGAGCAUCGUCCGCGAACCGUUUAAAGUCCGUGAACAGAAAGAGUUUUUCGCCCUGAGAGGAGAUGGCGCUAGAAAGAGGCGGGAGCCCCGUGGAGGAGGUGAAGGGAGACGUGGACAGUGACUCGAGGGAAGGAGCCAGCCUGCUGCUGGACGAGGAGUACUUUAAGCUUUCCUGCGCUAAGGAGUUGGCUCUGUUGGCCCUGAUGGAGAAGACAGGCUACAACAUGGUGCAGGAGAACGGGCAGAGGAAAUACGGAGGACCACCGCCAGGCUGGGAGGGUCCAGCCCCCCCCCGGGGCUGCGAGGUGUUCGUGGGGAAGAUUCCCAGAGACAUGUACGAGGACGACCUGGUGCCGCUGUUCGAGAAGCCCGGGACGAUCUACGAGUUCAGACUGAUGAUGGAGUUCAGCGGAGAGAACCGCGGCUACGCCUUCGUCAUGUACACCGACAGAGAAGCAGCUCAGAGAGCCAUCCAGAUGCUGGACAACUACGAGGUGCGCCCGGGGAAGUUCAUCGGUGUGUGCAUGAGUUUGGACAACUGCCGCCUUUUCAUUGGCUCCAUCCCCAAAGACAAGAGGAAGGAUGAGAUCAUGGAGGAGAUGAAAAAGGUGACGGAUGGCGUGGUGGACGUGAUCGUGUACCAGAGCUCCGCCGAGAAGAGCAGAAAUCGAGGCUUCGCCUUUGUUGAGUACGAGUCCCACAAAGCGGCAGCGAUGGCCCGCAGGAAGCUUAUUCCUGGAACCUUCCUGCUGUGGGGUCACUCUAUCCAGGUGGACUGGGCGGAGCCUGAGAAAGACGUGGAUGACGAGGUCAUGCAGCGUGUCAGAGUCCUUUAUGUGCGAAACCUCUCAUUGGAAACAUCAGAGGAAACUCUCCGUCGGGAGUUCUCCCACUUCAAGCCAGGCUGUGUGGAGAGAGUUAAGAAGCUCACCGACUACGCCUUCGUCCACUACCGCUCCCGCAGCGACGCCCUCACCGCGCUCAGCCUCAUGAACGGUGCCGAGAUCGACGGAGCCACCGUUGAGGUGACGCUGGCCAAACCAGUGGGCAUCAGAGAUGGAAGUAAGAGGUACAUCAGCAAGGGUGGUCAGAAUGGAGGAGGAGGGAAUGGGACGUUUGUGCUAUCCAGGAAUGAUGGAGGGAUGAUAGGAGGAGAUGCAAUGAGACCAGGGUCCACGUUGGCUCGACUGGGAAUCCCAAACUACAAAGGUGGUGCACGGGAUGACCUGGACCGCGGCACGUUCCCCCUGCUGCCCGGCAUUCCCCUUUCCACCACCAGCCUGCUGUCACUGAAGCAGAGUCAGAUCCGCUCGGCCGUCAGCCUGCUCGAGUUUUACUGCCAAAAAAACUGCUGGUCCCCCCCCGAGUACUACCUGUACUCCACACCCGGACAGGACGGAAAGCUUCUGUUGCUGUAUAAGGUGGUGAUAGCAUCGACACGAAGCACUUGCAUCCCUGACAAGUUGUGUGAACUGUUGGAUGAUGCCAAGGAGCUCGCCGCUCAGACCGCCCUGUGGAAACUGGACUCGUAUUUUUUGAGCGGCACUUCCUGCGACUCUCCCAGUAGUGGCUCUCCUCCUCUUGCAAUGUCCCCACCUCUCACUGCCCCCACCGCUCCAGGGGUCCUGACCUGCGCUGGCCGGGCCUUCGCCUCCUGCCUCCCUCCGCCCCCACCCCCUCAGUCCUCAUACCCCCUCUCCGCCCUGUCUCCUCUUUCCUCACUCAGCCCUGCCGCAUCUCGGGCUCAGAGGCUCUACAUCAACUCGCAGUCACCUUUCUACUGAUGCCCUUUUUUGCCGGAGGCGCUCCCUCACCUGAGGGUUAGAAGCCAGAGGAGGAUUGACAUGAGGAAGAGGAGUGCAAGGAAGAAAAGGCAGGACUGUGUUUUUUACGAUUACACCUGCUCCCUGUACAGAGUUGCACAUGUUUCAUAAGAGACGAUGGAGGAAGCCGCUUCUUCUUCUCUCUAUCACCUCCAGUAACCUGAAGGAGGAAAGGCAUUGUUUAGGUUUCCUUUGCCUCUGUUAGAUGUCAUAGUGUUGUUCUGUUAUUACCAUCAAAUAGUGUGACUCUCGUUUCCUCCCUCUUUAGUUUUGGCCUUGAGGUGAAUUUCUUUCAAAUUUAAGAACAAAAUGUGUCAUCAUCAUCUUCUUCUUCUUCUAGAGAAACGUUUUGUAGCUGCCGACUCCUUUCAUGAACCGACUGGAGGCCUUAAAGGCAGAUUCACAGAGUCUCCUCCGGUCAUUUCUUUCUGUUCAUUGCAAAGCUUCUCUGAGCUGCUUCUAAAUAUGAAGCUCCAAAAUAAAAAGAGUCUUUAUUUUUUGGGGUUUUUUUUUUCAUGUUUGCCUGAGCCGCUUCAUGCCCGGGCUGUUUUUUGAGGUUUCGAAGAAGAAGAAGAACAACAACAACAAGGGGAAGAGAAGAAGAAGCAGUUUAAAAAAAAAAAAAAACCUCUUUUGUUGUUGGGUUUUACUCUCAUUUAAACUGUUCAGUACAAACAGAAACACACUUUAUACACUUUGUCGUGGUUUUGUUUCACUCUGUUGUUAAUUAGUAUUCAUAAAAUUCAUUUUGCAGUCAUUUAAACAGGAACGGGGGAGCAGUUAUUUUUAGAGGAUUCAUCUUUCCAAAAGCAGCCACCUCAGAAAAUAUUACAUCAUUUUUAAUUUACUGAUCUGGACUUACAUUUAAUUAGUUUUUAAAUUAAUGGUUAAAGAAAAGCAGAACAAUUGAAUACAAUGAAGAGCAUGCCUAUCAAUUUUACAAAAUAAUUAAUAGCUGCAUGCCUCUGAGUUAAUGUUCCUUACAUUACUUUCUUUUUGAAGACUUUUAUUGUCUUUACAGGAACACUUUAGACCUAAAGACAAUUUGUUUGGGGUAAAAUAAUUCAUGGAAAAAAAGAAUAAUCAGCAAAAAUUGAUAAAUGAAUAUUUUUGUGUUCAUAUUGUUUCUGGAAUGUGUCUUUAUGGGACCUGAAAUUCAUUGGUGUCUGGUAAUUAAUUAAUAGUUUCAGCCAGUUUUCAAUUAAAAGUACUUAAAAAGAAUUAACUGAAUAGAUAAAUUUAAAAUUAACAAAAAAAAUCAUUAGUGGUAGCGGUAAAUUAUUUUAUUUUUUGAGACAGUUUAGACUUUUACUUGGAUUUACAUGGUAGCACAUUAUAUUAUUUUUCUCUAAAAUUUUACAGGAAAUUAUUACAAAGUUAGAAAUUUUAUAUGAAUCUUUCUGAGCAGAGGUCGUGCUGUAUGCUUCUACUAAUUUAUAGUAUUUGAUAUUCUGGCUCAUAGAUUUUACACUUUUAAAGCAAACAGCAUGAAUAAAUAGGUAUUUGUGGUGUGAAGUGGGUGCUGUUUACUUCUUCAUACCGACUUGUAAAGUAACUUGUACACAGUUUAAAGAUCAGUUCAAACCACACUAAAAUGUGAGUUUGAAGGUUUGAAAUUGAUCCUUUAAUAUCAAAGGUCGAUGUUUUUUCUUUCUUUAUCAGUUUGAUGAUGAAUGUUCUUUGGGGUUUAAAUGUUUCGUAAGUAUUUACAGUAACUCUGUUUGUCCCACGUUUUAUGGACAAUUCCUGCAACAUGUUGCUCUGCUUGAUUUAGUUGAUUUUAGAGGUGUAUUUAAGAUGUAAAAGAAGAUUCUGUUUGUGACAGAGAAUCUGAAUAUUUUUAAUCCAUGUCAGAAUAUUCAUCCAUGUUGUCAUUUUAGUAAUGAAUCUCUUCAUGA